Phytophthora infestans T30-4 is the source of this 1233-nucleotide messenger RNA. RefSeq lists its product as uncharacterized. The coding region runs from base 1 to 1233 and encodes 410 amino acids. The record is from RefSeq and is a predicted model, not a curated record. NCBI's taxonomy places the organism in Eukaryota, Oomycota, Peronosporomycetes, Peronosporales, Peronosporaceae. The transcript is spliced from 2 exons.
AUGAGGCUCGUGCACUUGCUACCAGAGCCUACCAUAUCUAGGCAGGACUGUAACAUGCUGCAGCACCUUGCAGACACACUCGCAGGACAUAACAUCUCCCAGUAUAAUACUCUCGUGGUGACGAAAGACGGUCGUGCCGAUCCCCAACGCUGGCGUGAAGUUCGACGGCGAGGCAAUGUGCGCAUCUACAAUGAGCGCCUAACGUCUACUGCACAGUGUCCAGCAACACCGCAGCUUCUACUACUAGGUACUAUCGAGGGGAAGUUAGAAGAGGUCAUGUAUGGAGCAGUGGCAACCACGGACGAGGCCAUGAGGAUUCAGUCUGCCUGCACGAAGGACAACGUUCGAGACAGCAAGGUGCUGUACGAGAUCGUCCAGCCAAGCUUUCACGACCCGUUCCGUACCGUCGCCGUAAAAUGGCGACUGUACGAGGGACGUGACUACGUGUCUCUCGAUGCAACAGGAAUCACUCAAGUCGGUGGAUGCGAACGAGUAGGAUAUAGCAUUUCACACUCGGUGGCUCUGUCGGACAUCCCGAGCUUUGAGCGAUCUCACGGCAUCGAGCGAGGAAACAUGUCCGUGUGCGCACUGUACCGCCAAAAGACACCCACGACAGUGGAGUGCUACGUUCGUGGCUUCUUCGACUUCAACACGAAAAAUGAGGUGCUCAAGAACAUGUCACUCCAGACUAUCGCGACGCAGUGGUCGGCAUACGCACGGAAGAAUUCGUGUGCUCUAGCCAAGAAAUUGUCCUGGAAAGUACGCAAGAACUGCGGGUGGAGCUCUCAGUCCUCUCGAACGUAUUCGUUCGCCGAUGACUUGGACGACUUUGUAGCCCCAACGGCCAGGCAUCGACCAGCAAGCUCUAGCGGACCUAUUCGAUGCGCCGUGUGCCACAAAGCAUCCAGCUUCUUACAGUCGAUCCGACGGACUUGCACGAGCUGCGAGCUGCCAGUAUGCUCGAAGUGUGCCGUCAAGAAAACGGUCGUUGCUCUCGCGCCUGACCAACACACCAUACUGGAGCGGAAGCGCGCAUUUUGCGUGCCUUGCAUGAAUGCAGUGGAGAGCUGCGAUGUGAUGCCCAUCGCGAGGGAGGAACUCGUGGGUCAGUUAGAAGAAGAGAGCGAAGAAGACAUCGACGUAUACUGGGCUCGGCUGUCGUCCAUGACCGCUAAUUCCAGCUGCUACUCGAGCGUCGUUCUCGUUGGCCGAGGUAGGAGUGACCUCUCAUGA